Molecule: messenger RNA, 1321 nt
Organism: Lingula anatina
Lineage: Eukaryota; Metazoa; Brachiopoda; Lingulata; Lingulida; Lingulidae
Product: nuclear receptor-binding factor 2
Biological process (GO): autophagy
Source: RefSeq, a predicted model, not a curated record
ACCUUUUUUGAUGGAUAGAGUUAUUUUCACAUAAGUAUUGAAACUGGAAGUAGAUUUUUUUCAUCCAAUGAUACAACUAGGUUGUAGAAGUCCGACGUGAAACUGAAAUGUGUAUUUCCUCUCCCGACACUAGUAUUUUAUUUCCUAUUUUGAUUUUGACGAAGCACUGGUAAACACACAAUCAGACCGCUGCCAUAUGAGAAAUGAUGGAUUCGCCGCUAAACAAGGCCCAUCAACAAGAAAGAAAGGCAGAAGCUCUUCUAAGAUCUGGAAAAUUUGAUGAAGCUGUAGAGUGCCAUCAGCAAGCAGCAGAGUAUCUCCUUAAGGCUCAGUCCCUUACAAGGGUAGAAAAGGCUCUAGAAUCCCUUCAGCUACAGCAUGACCACCAUAUCAAGCAAAAGGCUGUCAUCAGAGCAAAGCAAAGAAAGGCACAGUUGCAGAAGCAACAGCAGAUGGAUUCCAAUGAUACUACUAUAACUAACAUUGCAUCUCUGUCUGACAAUCUACCACAGAUAUCAGGGUAUUCAGACAUGCCAACAGAUGUUACUGAUGGCCAGAUGGAGGAAGAAACAUUUAAGACCAUGGAGGAAACAGAUUCUUUACUGUUCUUUUUACAUAACCGUGCUAUAUCUUUGGGUAUGGAUUCACCAAGACCAUGGCCAAAUAGACACCUCAUUCAGACUGCAGUAAAGGCUCCCAAAGAUGACAAAAUGAUUAUUGAAGAAUUAAAGACUCACAAUCUGGCUUUAAGGUCACACAUAGAACAGCUUUUAGGAGAAAAUGCAAAUUUGCAUGAGGAAUUGAAUAAGAUUAAAAAAGAAAAUGAGGAGUUAAAAACAAAUAAUCACAUCAAACCUGUAUACGUUGAUGAUGAAAAUGAUGAAGAAGAACGGUUUUACUCGAUUCCACCACACAUGAAUUUGUCAGACUUGCCUUCGCUUGAAUUACCUCCACUGGAAAUGCCUCUUUUUGACUUUGAUUCAAUAAAGGCAAAAAUGAAUUCUAACUCAGAUACAUAAAUCUGAAUGGCAGGAGUAAUCACAUGCAUGUUGCAGAGAUAGCUUUCAAUUGGCCAAUUGUUGUAGUGGAGAUGUACACAAUUUGGGGAACAGUUACUAGUACAUUCCUAACAUUGAAUCAUUAUUCAACAACUGUGGCACCUUAUGUACUCCCAGCAUAAGGGUGAAUGCUCAGUGAUUGAAUGUUUUUUAGUCAAGAGUGUAUAGUGGACCUUUCUAAAAGUUGAGAUUUUCUUAAUAUUUGAUUGAUUGGUUUUUAUGUACAGACAUCGAUAUCAUUGCAUUUUGUCAUUCAAUCAUUC